CAGAACGUAACAAGAAGUUUCCAAAAUGGGGCUGGAAAGUACUAUGGUCUGUGUGGACAACAGCGAAUACAUGAGAAAUGGAGACUUCCUGCCUACCAGACUACAGGCUCAACAAGAUGCUGUCAACAUCGUCUGCCACUCCAAAACACGCAGCAACCCAGAGAACAAUGUCGGCCUCAUCACUUUGGCAAAUAACUGUGAGGUCCUCACCACGCUGACGCCAGAUACUGGACGCAUCCUGUCCAAACUUCAUGCUGUCCAGCCUAAAGGAGAGAUCACUUUCUGCACAGGCAUCCGAGUUGCUCAUCUGGCCCUAAAGCACAGACAAGGAAAAAACCACAAGAUGAGGAUCAUCGCCUUUGUUGGGAGUCCUGUGCAGGAUAAUGAAAAAGAUCUUGUCAAGAUGGCAAAGCGCUUGAAAAAAGAGAAGGUGAACGUAGAUAUCAUAAACUUUGGAGAAGAGGAACUGAACACAGAAAAGCUGACUGCUUUUAUAAACACACUGAAUGGGAAGGAGGGGACCGGCUCCCACCUGGUAACCGUCCCCCCAGGACCCAGUCUGGCUGAUGCUCUGCUGUCUUCCCCCAUCCUGGCGGGAGAGGGCGGCGCUAUGAUGGGUCUCGGUGCCAGCGACUUCGAGUUUGGUGUGGACCCGAGCGCUGAUCCUGAGCUCGCACUUGCCCUCCGUGUUUCAAUGGAGGAGCAACGGCAGAGGCAGGAGGAGGAGGCCCGCAGAGCUGCUGUUGCUUCUGCCGCUGACGCAGGGAUGCCUACACCCGCUGCAGAUGAAUCAGAAGAAGCCUUGUUGAAGAUGUCUGUGUCUCAGCCUGAAAGAGGCCCAGCAGUCCUGCCUGACUUCAGCAGCAUGACAGAGGAGGAGCAGAUAGCCUAUGCCAUGCAGAUGUCUCUCGCCGGAGGAGAGUAUGGUGAAAUGGACACGGGAGCCCCCAUGGACACUGCAGAAUCAGCCAAGGAGGAAGAUGACUAUGAUGUGAUGCAAGACCCAGAGUUCCUACAGAGUGUCCUGGAGAAUCUCCCUGGUGUUGAUCCAAACAAUGAGGCCAUCCGUAACGCCAUGGGCUCCCUCGCUUCGCAGACGGGAAACAAAGCAGAUGGCAAAAAGGAUGAAGAGAAGAAAAAAUGAGGGAGGAAAACCAGAAAAAUGAUGAACACUUGUGAUUGAUGCAGGAUUUUCUUUAAUGUACAAGAUUUCUGAUUCACCACCCUGCAUGACAGCUCUUUGACAUUUACUACCAUCCUUCUUCAAACAUACCUACUUCCAGUACAGAAUGACAAUUUACUUUCUAAUGUGACUGUAUAACUUCCUUGCACAGAUAUAUAAAUGAAUACCAAGUUAAAAAAUGUAAAAAGGGUUUGUUUUCAUAUUUCCCAAACACUUUUCACCCUACAAUUUGUCUACAAGGUAUGAUUAAUAAAUUACCAAAUAAAAAAAGAAAAUUGUGAUGACAGCUUUUCAGACUAAAGAGCCUUGCUCCUGUCAUGUUUUUAUUUCCAAUAAAAAGCCAUGUGUAAA
This is a messenger RNA of Cololabis saira (Pacific saury), 1534 nucleotides long. RefSeq names its product 26S proteasome non-ATPase regulatory subunit 4. The record is from RefSeq and is a predicted model, not a curated record. Gene Ontology annotation, cellular component: nucleus; cytosol; proteasome regulatory particle, base subcomplex. Bases 26 to 1144 code for a protein of 372 amino acids. Gene Ontology annotation, molecular function: polyubiquitin modification-dependent protein binding. NCBI's taxonomy places the organism in Eukaryota, Metazoa, Chordata, Actinopteri, Beloniformes, Belonidae. The transcript is spliced from 10 exons. Gene Ontology annotation, biological process: proteasome-mediated ubiquitin-dependent protein catabolic process.